Molecule: messenger RNA, 675 nt
Organism: Trichomonas vaginalis G3
Lineage: Eukaryota; Parabasalia; Trichomonadida; Trichomonadidae
Product: Ankyrin repeat family
Exons: 1
Coding region: 1-675 (224 amino acids)
Molecular function (GO): protein binding
Source: RefSeq, a predicted model, not a curated record
AUGUCUUUCUCCAGAGAUCAAUUUCCAGAAUCUUUUACUAAGGCAGUCGCUAUAAACAAAAAGGUAUGGAAUGUUAAAGCUGAUACAGUCCAAGAAACUGUUUCAUUGCUGAAAGAUUCAAUUUCAAGUUCUCUUUUCAACAUUAAAACAGUUAUUGAUAUGAUAAUCUUUAUAUAUCAGAAGAGAAGUGAAAAUAUAGAAUCUUACCUUACUUUACUACUCGAAAUUAUCAAAGUUUUUGAUAUCAAUAACAUUCAAUCAUAUUUUACGCUUCAAACACCAUUGAAAUCUAUUUUAGUCAGAAGGAAAAUCUUAUCAGGCAAAGAAGCCCCUGCAAAUGCUAAUAAAACAGAAGAAGUUUUAAUUGCAAACGCAAAAAAAGCAGCUGUUAAACCUACUUUAACAAAUCUUGAGAAAUGCAUUGAAUUCAACUGGAAAGAAGGUAUAAAUUCAUUCAAAUCAAAGAAUAAUUUUAAUUAUUCAUGGGUUAAUUGUGUUUUCAACAUUGAUGCGUUUCUUGAAAAACUUUGUCACAUUGAUGAUGUGAAUAAAUCAGAUAACCAAUCAUGGAGUCCUCUUUCUAUUGCUUGCAAAGGUGGAUAUACAUUUAUUAUUGAAUUUUUGUUGAAGAACGGAGCAGAUGUCUAUAUAAAUUACCAUUUAACUGCAUAUUAG